Messenger RNA from Adineta ricciae, 312 nucleotides. Lineage: Eukaryota; Metazoa; Rotifera; Eurotatoria; Adinetida; Adinetidae. The record is from the annotation of a GenBank genome assembly.
AUGAAAUAUUCUCAUGGCGAAGAGGUAUUCACAAAAUCAUCAUCAUCAUCAUCAGCAGCAGCAGCAGCAGCACCUUCUAAAGAAGAAAGUGAAAAACAUGAAUCCCAUGAUCAUAGUGAGCAAACACCAUGCAGAGACGGACGUAGCUGUCGUGACAUCUCAACUGAUCACCGAAAACGGUUCUCACAUCCGUCGACUACAACAGCUAAUCGUGUAGGAAAUAAAAGUAAAACUCCAUGCAAAUUCGGCGUGAAAUGCCAUAAUUUCGACACGGACCAUCGAGCCGACUACAGUCAUCCUGACAAAUCAUAA